This is a messenger RNA of Thalassophryne amazonica, 1419 nucleotides long. It is a transcript of the gene mrpl16, whose product is annotated as mitochondrial ribosomal protein L16. Gene Ontology annotation, cellular component: mitochondrial large ribosomal subunit; ribosome. Bases 125 to 901 code for a protein of 258 amino acids. NCBI's taxonomy places the organism in Eukaryota, Metazoa, Chordata, Actinopteri, Batrachoidiformes, Batrachoididae. The transcript has 5 exons. The record is from RefSeq and is a predicted model, not a curated record. Gene Ontology annotation, molecular function: structural constituent of ribosome; rRNA binding. Gene Ontology annotation, biological process: mitochondrial translation.
CUCCCCUCUUCUGGCUCCGAACCUCAGGGCGACCUUGUGGGUUAUGUUGUGCGUAAAAGUCGAAUCGUUAUCUUAAAUGAAAGUGUGGAGUUAGUUAGUUUUUGCUUCAUCCGACGUUAAUGUCAUGGCUUCGUUUCUCAAAACUGCUGUUGGCGGGUUGGGUUUGAUGUGCAGAGUUCACGGACACCAACAAGGUCUUUGUCACAAUCACUUCAAAGUCUUAAUUGCUGGGAUAAAGACCCUUGAAGUACCUCCAGACUUCAGUGAUGUGGUGCUGCCAGAGAAACCAAAGCUGAAGUUUGUGGAGAGGUCCCCCAACUUAGUAAAACCCAAGAGAGAGAUGAAAAAUCUGCGGGAUAUACAAGGAGUGGAUACAGAAGCAAAUUUCUUCACCACAGGGAAGUUUGCCAUUAUUGCUAUGGAAGGGGGUUACCUUCACUGGGGUCACUUUGAGAUGAUGCGACUAACCAUCAACCGCAAAAUAGAUACUCGGACUACGUUUGCCCAGUGGCGCGUCAAUGCCCCUUAUAAACCUAUCACACGUAAAAGCUUGGGACAGCGCAUGGGUGGAGGCAAAGGAGAAAUCGACCACUAUGUGACGCCUGUCCGCUAUGGUCGUUUUAUUGUGGAACUGGGAGGAAAGGUGGAGUUGGAGGAGAUUGAAUAUGUCUUAAAACAAGUGGCAAAGAAGCUACCAUUCCGUGCUAAGGUGGUGAGCAGAGAGUCUUUGGCAGCCAUGCACCAGGAACAGGCUGAAAUGGAACAAAACAACCAGAAUCCUUGGACUUUCAAAGAGAUAGCACGUGGCAACAUGCUGGGCAUCAGAAAGGUCAUCAGCCCCUUUGACUUGUUCCAUCAUGGACGCUUUACUGGGAAAUUCCACAAUCCAGGGAGGGUGUGAUGGACAUGAAGUUCAGUGGUCAAUACAUUGUUAUAGUGUGAUUUCCGCACCAUCCAGUAAAUACCAACAAUUGUCAAAUUCUUUAAGUAACAGGAGUGGAGGGAGUGUUUGUCCAUUAUUUUCAGGUAAACAUUUUCAGGUAAACAUCACUUGGGAAAAGGCUCAUUUUAAUUUUCUGUUUGGAGGAAGGAUGUGUUCAGUUGUGACAUUGCUGAAUUUGAAAGUCUUUGGUGGUUUUUUUUUAAUAUCUAUGCCACAAAUCACAGCAAAUUGAUGGAGCAUAUUGACAUGGACAGCUGGCACAGAGAGUGCCUUUAUGCAGCCCGUGAAGUGUUAAUUUCUAAUUUUGUUAACAAUAUUGAUUUGCAGUCACACAAUGAAUCUUAAAUUCAUGGGGUUUAUAAAAAAGUGUUUUACAAAUGUUUCUUUUACAAAACUGCAUCAGUUUACACAUUGAUCAUCAUGAAAACAUCAACCUGGAAAAUAUGCACAUUUCCUUAAAUAAAUGCAUUUACAAA